Molecule: messenger RNA, 852 nt
Organism: Aspergillus candidus
Lineage: Eukaryota; Fungi; Ascomycota; Eurotiomycetes; Eurotiales; Aspergillaceae
Product: S-formylglutathione hydrolase
Exons: 4
Coding region: 1-852 (283 amino acids)
Biological process (GO): formaldehyde catabolic process
Cellular component (GO): cytosol
Molecular function (GO): S-formylglutathione hydrolase activity
Source: RefSeq, a predicted model, not a curated record
AUGUCCGUCACAACGAAAGCCACAAUCGCCUCCUUCGGCGGCAAAUUGCUGAAACUCAGCCAUGCCGCCAAGUCCACCAAGUGCGAGAUGAACUUCAACCUCUACCUGCCGCCGCAGGCCGCGACGCAGAAGGUCCCUGUGUUGAUCUAUCUGUCUGGAUUGACUUGUACAGCCGACAACUGCUCCGAGAAGGGCUUCUUCCAGCACGGUGCGAGCAAAAAGGGAAUCGCAGUGCUGUACCCGGACACCAGCCCCAGGGGACUGGACAUUCCCGGAGAGAAUGAUGCGUGGGAUUUUGGUACCGGCGCCGGUUUCUACGUCAAUGCUACCAAGGCGCCGUACGACAACGGAUACAACAUGUACAGCUACGUGACGGAGGAGUUGCCCCAGACUGUCUUUGCUGCUUUCUCGCAGCUGGAUGCAAGCCGGGUUAGCAUCACUGGUCACAGUAUGGGCGGUCACGGUGCCCUGACUCUGUUCCUCCGUAACCCUGGCAAGUACAAGUCGGUAUCCGCCUUUGCGCCAAUCUCCAACCCCAUCAACUGCCCCUGGGGCCAGAAGGCAUUCUCCGGAUAUCUGGGAGACGAUCAGCAGAAGUGGAAGGAGCACGAUGCGACCGAGCUCAUCAAGCAGUGGAAGGGCCCACUGGAUGUGCUCAUUGAUGUGGGAACCGGCGACAACUUCUAUAAGCAGGGCCAGCUUCUCCCCGAGAACCUGGAGAAGGCCGCCAAGGAGGCCGGCGUCGAGGGCGUCAAGGUCCGCUACCAGCCCGACUACGAUCACAGCUACUUCACGAUGGCGACCUUCUCGGACGACCACGUCGAGCAUGCCGCCAAGUACCUCCUCCAAUAG